Messenger RNA from Haemonchus placei, 117 nucleotides. NCBI's taxonomy places the organism in Eukaryota, Metazoa, Nematoda, Chromadorea, Rhabditida, Trichostrongylidae. The record is from the annotation of a GenBank genome assembly.
UUACGACCGCUGCCCAGCUACGUUUGUGACUCGACGAAGGAUCACGGUUUCCCUUCGAUUCGACAUCAUGUGCGACAAAACUUAUCCGAUGGCACGUUAACUGGGAUUCUCAACUAG